This is a messenger RNA of Scomber japonicus (chub mackerel), 1156 nucleotides long. Its product is annotated as MAP kinase-activated protein kinase 2-like. Gene Ontology annotation, molecular function: calmodulin binding; mitogen-activated protein kinase binding; calcium-dependent protein serine/threonine kinase activity. Lineage: Eukaryota; Metazoa; Chordata; Actinopteri; Scombriformes; Scombridae. The transcript has 10 exons. The record is from RefSeq and is a predicted model, not a curated record. Gene Ontology annotation, cellular component: cytoplasm; nucleus. Gene Ontology annotation, biological process: response to cytokine; intracellular signal transduction; vascular endothelial growth factor receptor signaling pathway. The coding region runs from base 1 to 1119 and encodes 372 amino acids.
AUGUCGAACCAGCAGCAGCCGGCUCUGAGCUUUGAUCCUCUCACACAGAAAUCUCUCAGCAACCCGCUGCAGAUUAAAAAGACUGUCAUAACAGACGAUUACAGGGUAACAAGCCAGGCGCUCGGCAUGGGGAUAAAUGGCAAAGUGCUGGAAAUAUUUCACAAAGACAGUGAAGAAAAAUAUGCACUAAAGAUGCUUUACGACUCUCCAGAGGCCAGACGGGAGGUGGAGCUCCACUGGAGGGUUUCAUCUUGCCCCCACAUUGUACCCAUCAUAGACGUUUACGAGAAUCUCUAUCAGGGCAGGAAGUGUCUCCUUAUUGUGAUGGAGUGCAUGGAUGGAGGUGAAUUGUUUAGUCAUAUUCAAGACAGAGGUAAUAAUGCAUUUACAGAAAGAGAGGCCUCAGACAUCAUGAAAAGUAUAGGAGAAGCCAUACAUUUCCUGCAUUCCAUCAACAUUGCUCACAGAGACAUCAAGCCAGAGAAUCUGCUAUACACCUCCAAAAGCCCAGAUGCCCUGCUCAAGCUGACUGAUUUUGGGUUUGCUAAAGAAAUCACCACAAUAAACUCUUUAGCAACACCAUGCUUUACCCCUUACUAUGUCGCUCCAGAAGUUCUUGGUCCAGAGAAAUAUGACAGAUCCUGUGACAUGUGGUCUCUGGGUGUCAUUAUGUACAUUCUGCUUUGUGGAUAUCCUCCUUUUUUCUCACAUCAGGGUCUGGCAAUAUCUCCUGGGAUGAAAAGACGAAUCUGUAAAGGACAAUAUGAGUUCCCCAAAACGGAGUGGUCCGAUGUGUCUGAGGAAGCCAAACAGUUGAUUUGCCACUUACUGAAGACUGAGCCCACCCAGAGAAUGAGCAUCACAGAGUUCAUAAACCAUCCCUGGAUUAAUCAAUCGGUGGAGGUCCCACAAACGCCUCUUCACACCAGCCGCGUGCUGCACGAGGAGCAAGAUGUCUGGGAGAAGGUAAAGGAGGAAAUGACAAAUGCCCUGCAAACAAUGAGAGUGGACUAUGAUCAAAUUAAAAUCAAAACUAUUGAAGACUCAACUAACCCUCUACUCUUGAAGAGGAGGAAGAAAAUUAAAAAACUCCACACAGACUCCUCGCUAGUGAAAUAAAGACUUUUUAACAGGUAACACAAGUACACAUACGUAC